AUCAGUCACCCAAGUGUUGCUGUGUUUUGAAGUGUGGCUGCUGAAGCGUAACUUUGUUCUACUGUCUGUCUCUAAACUCCGGUCAGGAUUCGCAGAUUCAAAUGGGGGUUGGACUUUAGACUCUAAAGCCUGUCUUGGGUAAUAUAAUAGCUUACAAGCACACAGAGCUAAGAUUCCACAGAGAGGCCACACACACACACACACACACACACACACACACAUACGCACACGCACGCAAGAGAGUGAGAGUACAGCCCCUCUGCUGACAAGCCCCUGCCAGAUCUCGGGGAGGUGGAUUCCUGUGCUCACAGCGCUGAUAGCCAUGCGUGGGGAGGGCUGGGUGUCUGCCGUGGGGCUGCUGGCCUGGCUGUGCUGUGUGCCGGGGCCCGUGCGGGGGGAGAAGGUGCUGGUCAUGCCGGUGGACGGCAGUCACUGGCUCAGCAUGCAGAUCCUGGUGCAGGAGCUCACCCGGCGCGGCCAUGAGAUGGUGGUGCUGGUGCCCGACACCAGUCUGCUGAUCGGAGGCUCGGCCCACUACAGGACGGAGAUCUUCCGUGUGCCGUACAGCGCAGCCCAGCUGGCCGCCAGCGUGGAGAGCCUGAAGGAGGGCGCCUUCCAGAAGAGCCCGGAGCUGAGCGACGUGCUGGUGAACGUGCAGAGGCUGCUGAACUUCACCAACAUGCAGGUGCGGGGGUGCGAGGCGCUGCUGUAUGACGUGCCGCUGAUGCAGCGUCUGCGCGAUGAGCGCUUCCAGCUCAUGCUGACCGACCCCUUCCUGCCCUGCGGCUCCAUCCUCGCCCACGCCUUCGCACUGCCCGCCGUCUACUUCCUGCGUGGCAUCCCCUGCGGGCUGGAGGACAAGGCCGCGCAGAACCCCUCGCCACCCUCCUUCGUCCCGCGCUUUUUCACGGGACACUCCGACCGCAUGGACUUCCUGCAGAGGGUGAAGAACGUGGUGAUGACGGUGGUGGAGGAGAAGCUGUGUCGGACACUCUUCGCCAGCUUCGAUGAGCUCUCCAGCAGGUACCUGCAGCAGGACAUCACCUACCGGGAGCUCGUGGGCCACGGCGCCGUCUGGCUGCUGAGGUACGACUUCACCUUCGAGUUUCCCCGCCCCUUCAUGCCCAACAUGAUUCACAUCGGAGGCAUCAACUGUGCCAAGAGGAGCCCCCUUCCCACGGAGCUGCAGAAGUUUGUGAAUGAGUCUGGAGAGCAUGGCUUCAUCGUCUUCACCCUGGGCUCAGUAGUGUCUCAGAUGCCAGUGGAGAAGGCAAAGCUGUUUUUUGAGGCCUUCAGACAGAUUCCUCAAAGGGUUCUGUGGAGAUACACUGGCCCAACACCUGACAACCUUCCAGAAAACGUCAAGCUCAUGAAAUGGCUGCCACAAAAUGACCUUCUAGGCCACCCCAAAGCCCGGGCCUUCAUCACCCACGGAGGAACCCACGGCAUCUACGAGGGCAUCUGCAACGCUGUUCCCAUGGUGAUGAUGCCUCUGUUUGGUGACCAGGGUGACAACGUGCAACGCAUGGCCGUCCGCGGCGUGGCCGAGGUCCUCAGCAUAUUUGAGGUCACCACAGAAACACUACUACAGGCGCUCAACAAGGUCAUCAACGAUACAAGUUACAAAGAUAACAUGCUGAAGCUGUCAGCAGUGCAUAAGGACCGCCCCAUGGAGCCCCUGGACCUGGCGGUGUUUUGGACUGAGUUCGUCAUGAGGCACAAAGGGGCAGAUCACCUGCGGCCAGCUGCCCAUCACCUGAACUGGGUUCAGUACCACUGCCUGGACGUCAUCGGCCUGCUCGUUGUCAUUGUAGUGACUGUUGUCAUGGUAACAGUUAAAUGUUGUGCUUUCUGUUUUCGGAAGUGCUGCAUGAGAAAGUCUCUGAAGAAGAAGGAGGAUUGAACUCAUUCUAACGCAUCAGCUGGAUUAGGGCUGUAGGAGGUUGGGUUAUGGGUGAGCGGGGUGAGGGCUGAUGAGAAAGUCAUUUAAAUACAGAGGGAGGCUUUAGAUUGUUCAGGCAAUACAUUAAACAAUGGCACUGCAGGUGCCUUUUGGAGCAUAGCUAGCACAGAUUGCCAAACAGUGUACAGUCAUGUAAUUAACUUACUCCUGAUAGCAGCAGAUUGUUCCACUCUAACUGAUCAUUCUGGUUCACUGACAGCUUGCAUCAUCGAUGCUGCUGGUGUGUCCAGCACCAUUAGAGGGCGCCCUACUGACCAAACAGCCAGGUCUGCCAUGUAAGGAGUCACAUGCUACUGCUGGAACAUUUUAAGAAAUUGUUUCAAAAAGAAUCGAAUGCAUAGCCUCCGCUUCAAAUCUCUAUCUGAUCGAAGCUGAAGAUCAAAGUAAAGAUUAAAGUGACCUGAAAA
Messenger RNA from Megalops cyprinoides (Indo-Pacific tarpon), 2370 nucleotides. RefSeq names its product UDP-glucuronosyltransferase-like. The transcript has 5 exons. Lineage: Eukaryota; Metazoa; Chordata; Actinopteri; Elopiformes; Megalopidae. The coding region runs from base 323 to 1903 and encodes 526 amino acids. The record is from RefSeq and is a predicted model, not a curated record. Gene Ontology annotation, molecular function: UDP-glycosyltransferase activity.